GUUGGAGAUGGUCGACAACUGCAACAAGUGAAAGCCUUUUACUUAUACUUUAAUGGAAGAAAGUAUUGAAAAUGAGUGAAUUAAAGUGAUUAAUAACAAUUGAUAUUAGAGAUUUUCAGACUACAAACUUACGGCUUCCAAAAUGGCUACUAAAUUCCUGAAAAAACGGGAAGUAGCUAAGCUUGUUACUGAAAACGGGCAGCCUUGUGUUUUCUGCAAUCAGGAUGUGGACGAUGAAGUGAUUUUCGGAAAAUUAUACUCUUAUGGCGAUAUACAAUGUCAUUACUUCUGUGUGCUGUUAUCCUGCUGCCUGGUGCAAAAGGGCAGGGACUCGGAAGGCCUGUUUGGUUUCCUGUACAAGGACAUAGUGGCUGAGGUGGAGCGGAGUAAGAAACAUAAAUGCUCGUACUGCGGGCGCGGCGGCGCUAGCCUGGGGUGCUCGGUGGCGGCGUGCCGCAAGCAGUUCCACCUGCCGUGCGGCCGCCAGAAGAAUGCUGUCUCGCUCUUCUAUGGCAAUUAUAAAUCUUUCUGCGAGCUCCACGCUCCAAAGCAGAAGAUAUCAACCGACGUGAUGGCGAAGGCGAAGGAACGGAUGAAGAUUGAGAAACUGAAGAAGGCGGGGAAGAUACCCGUCAGCGGUGAAGGAAACCAACAGGCCGAGAGUCCAGAAGACUCGGCCAUGGUGUGUGUGAUCUGCUAUGAGCCGGUGCAGGCGUACCCGACCACGCAGACCUUCUGGCCGCCGUGCUGCGGCCGCGACGCCUGGCUGCACCGGACCUGUCUGCAGCGAAUGGCUCUAAGCGCAGGCAUGCACUACCUGAAGUGUCCGCUGUGCAACGACAAGGACAACUUCUACGAUGCUGUCUGUGAGCAAGGAUACUAUUUGCCGGACCGAGAUGCAGCUUGGGAGUUGGAGCAGAAUGCGUUCGCCGAGAUAUACAACCGGGAGGCUCGGUGCGCCGCCGCCGAGUGCAGGUGCCCCUUCGGGCGGAGCCACGACGAGCUCGGCACUUGGGACAUAAAGCUGUGCCUGCUGUGCGGGAGCUGGGGGCUGCACUCGGGCUGCUCCCCCGCGCCCGGGCCCGGGCCCGGGCCAGCCGAGCGCGCCGUGUGCGGCGCCUGCGCACCCGCCGCUACCGACCUCGACCAGCUAGAGACCAGGCUCACCGAAGUAAUAAUGGCGGAGCAGGCGGCGGCGCAGCAGCGCGCGCGCAGCGCACCCGUCAUGCCGAGCCGCAUGUCCCUGCGCCGCACCAAGGGCCGGCUGCAGGCGCACAGUGCUUCAAGUUCAUCACAAAUUUUGCCGACUCACGGAACUCAAAUCAAAACUGAAUCACAACCCGCCGACCGUCUCGAGCUGAACCUCAAGACCCCCCGCCGUCCCAAACUCCUCACCCCUCCCACCCUCAAAGAGUUGGAGUCAAAGCUCCUCUCCCCCAUCAAACUCCUGGAGCAGUCGUACCUGGAGAAGGGGGGUCGGAGGGACGUGGUGGUGCCCGGGGAUGUUCUGGACAAGAUUCGGUUGCGGUUCAGCAAGCCGAGGCCGCUUAGUGCGAAAAAGAAGAUUGUCAAUGAGAUCUUAGACGACCUGUUCAAGAAUGUGUUCAAGGAGAAUCCUAAGAGCAAAGAUCCGCUCAGGGAGUGGAAUUCACCCAAGAAAUCAUGUGACAUCACUUCCGACUUAAACGAAGCAGUGAAGGGAUUUAUGGAGCCAACUCUUAACACGAAUGAAGAGGUUCAAGAAACAACAGAUGUUAAGUCCACGAAAGUAGAUGAAGACGGUGAAAAUCAACAUGAAAAUGAUAGAGAAAACUUAGAAGAAAAAUCUGAUAUACUUGAUGAAAACUCAAGUGACAAAGAAAACAAUAUAAAUCAUAUCAAUGGAAAUGAUAAAAAUGACAAUGAUGUUAAAAGCGACGAGGAAUCGUCCUCUAGCACCUUCCGAUUGGCUCCAGAAUUUAUAGCUGACAGUGAUGACAGCUUGCCAAUCAUCGACACACCGAAAAAGCUCAAAAUGGUGAACAUUAAACAAGACUCCAUUGAAAUAUCGAAGAAAGAUGAGAUAGUUAACAUAGACGUAGUGCAAAUAGGAAGCGGCAAAGAAAAGGAGUUCGUGAAAAGCUUAGAUUUGAAGAGUCCUGUUAAGAAUAAGAUGUUUUCGUUUAAAUUCAGUCCGUUGGACAAAGAGCCUUUGAAAACUGAUGUAGAUAUGGACGUUGAGAGUUUUAAAGACCAGUACCUGAAUGAGGUAGAUAGGGACAAAUGUGUUAAGGAUUCGAAAAAUGAAGAGAGAAAGAAAGUGGAUUCGAUUGACAAAAAAUGUAAGAAAAGAAAAUUAGAAAUGAAAGAAGAAGUUCGUAAGAAACGAAAGAAAGACGGUAAACAGAGGGAUGGUAUGAAACAUAAGAAAAUUAAACUGAAAAUAAAAGCAAUGGAUCCGGAAAAAGCGGGACAGAUGAGAACCAAAAAGAUAAAGAAAAUGAAAGAACUUCACAAGAAAAUAAGAGAUAAGCAUGUAAGCAUUAAAAUAAAACUAAAGGAUGGAAAUAAGUGUAAAAUUAAGAAAUCCAAGAAAAUACAGAAGGUAAAGAGUUAUAAGCAGUAUGUGUUAAAAUAUUCGCCUUUACUGAGCAGUAAUAUUGCCAAGCCGGAGACAGAUGUCACUCCAAUGAAGAGGAAACAUACGAAGAUAGAGAAGUCUCCGUCGGACAAGCUAGUUCAGACUUCUAUACAGAGUUUCUUUAAAGUGAAAUAAACUAAGCUAAGUUUGCAUUGACUUGGCAGUAACAAUUAUUACGGGGCCCUUGCACACACUUCCACCCAUCGGGAUCUUUUGUGUAUUCGCCCCCUCGAGAGCUCCUUUUUGUCUACUCGAAAGCUUUCUUGACCAUCUUCAUGUGUCGGAUUAUGGAGCUCAAUGGUAGAACUUUGAAUUCCUUUGGUUCCAGAUAGCCUCUACUCUCAGAAUAUACUCUCCGCAUAAACUUAGUGUACCUAGUCAGACUCUGGAUAUGACUUUAAAACCAUAGGCGCUGAUAAUCUGGAUGGGGGUUUUUAAAAUAAAGUUAUUGUACUACAGGCCUGUUCUGCGGGUGGGUGAAAUAAGACUGAAACCUUUUUUAGAAGUCAUUAAAACCUGUUUACUUGAACUCUUUUAAAAUUGUAUACAAAUAUUGCCUUGCAUGUAAAGAAACAAGUGCGAGUCAAACUCGCCCAUCGAGGGUUUCGUACAAAUUGAACUUUUUUUACAAACUUAUAGUUUUUAGGGUUCCGUGCCCAAAGGGUAAAAACGGGACCCUAUUAAUAAGACUCCGCUGUCUGUCUGUCUGUCCGUCCGUCCGUCCGUCCGUCCGUCUGUCACCAGGCUGUAUGCUGUAUAUGAAGCUAAGCAGUUGAAAUUUUCACAGAUGGUGUAUUUCUGUUGCCGCUAUCAAAACAUUCAAAACAAAUACUAAAAACAGAAUAAAAUAAAUAUUUAAGUGGGGCUCCCAUAUAACAUACGUGAUUUUUUUGCCGUUUUUUGCGUAAUGGUACGGAACCCUUCGUGCGCGAAUCCGUCUCGCAC
Molecule: messenger RNA, 3565 nt
Organism: Cydia strobilella
Lineage: Eukaryota; Metazoa; Arthropoda; Insecta; Lepidoptera; Tortricidae
Exons: 13
Coding region: 143-2755 (870 amino acids)
Cellular component (GO): nucleus
Source: RefSeq, a predicted model, not a curated record